AUGGCUUCAGAGAACAAUUUUGUGCAAGCAGCUAUUCCCCGUUUUGAUGGUCACUAUGACCACUGGAGUAUGCUGAUGGAGAAUUUUAUACGGUCAAAAGAGUAUUGGCCAAUUGUUGAAGACGGCAUUAAAGCACCAGCAGUAGGCAAAACUUUGACGGAUGCUCAAAAGACUGAGUUUGAAGCAAGAAAGUUGAAAGAUUUAAAGGCAAAAAAUUAUCUCUUUCAGGCUAUUGAACGUCCCAUCUUGGAAACCAUUCUUUGCAAAGAAACUUCCAAGGAUAUAUGGGAUUCCAUGAAGAAAAAGUAUCAAUGCUCUACAAUAGUGAAGCGAGCACAGCUUCAAGCCUUGAGGAGGGACUUUGAAACCUUGCAGAUGAAGGAAGGAGAAUUCGUCACCAACUACUGUGCUAGAACCAUGGAGAUAUACAACAAGAUGCGAUUCCAUGGUGAGAACAUGGGCGACGUCGUAAUAGUGGAAAAGAUAUUGCGCUCUCUGACACGAAAGUAUGAUUAUGUCGUUUGCUCCAUUGAGGAGUCAAAAGACAUAGAUGUCUUAUCACUUGACGAAUUGCAGAGCUCCUUAUUGGUAGGAACGGGUAGAGGUAGAGGUAGAGGCAGAAGAAGAGGAGAUCAUGGAGGUAGAGAUUCCUGUAGGAAUUUCAAAGCAAAUAAUGAUCAAUCUCAAGGCAAAGGUAGAGGUCGAGAUUAUGACAAAUCCAAGAUAGAGUGCUAUAGAUGUCAUAAAUUUGGUCAUUACGCAUCUGAAUGUUAUACUAGGCUGCCUAAUGAUAAAGAAAAGGAAGAGAAGUCCAAUUACGCGGAGAACAAGGAAGGCUUCCGUUGUAAAGUUAGUUUUGGUGAUUGUUCUACUGUGGAUGCAACGGGAAAAGGUGACAUCAAGAUCAAAACCAAGAAUGGUUUUGUGGAAACAAUCUCUAAUGUGUUAUAUGUUCCUGAUUUGAAAAGCAACUUACUGAGUGUUGGUCAGUUGCAAGAGAAAGUUUAUGUCAUCAUUAUUAAGAAGGGUGAGUGUGAAAUUUAUGACCCCGUGAGAGGAGCUAUAGCAAUAGUUCAGAUGAGUUCCAACAGAUUAUUUCCGAUAAAGAUUGAUAAUAUUCAAUCUUGUUUGAUGACGGAAGUGAAGGAUCCCUCAUGGUUGUGGCAUUUUUGUUAUGGUCAUUUGAGUUUUGGAGGAUUGAAGACACUUUAG
Nicotiana attenuata is the source of this 1212-nucleotide messenger RNA. RefSeq lists its product as uncharacterized. The transcript has 3 exons. Bases 1 to 1212 code for a protein of 403 amino acids. Lineage: Eukaryota; Viridiplantae; Streptophyta; Magnoliopsida; Solanales; Solanaceae. The record is from RefSeq and is a predicted model, not a curated record. Gene Ontology annotation, molecular function: nucleic acid binding; zinc ion binding.